Chlorella variabilis is the source of this 1167-nucleotide messenger RNA. RefSeq lists its product as hypothetical. NCBI's taxonomy places the organism in Eukaryota, Viridiplantae, Chlorophyta, Trebouxiophyceae, Chlorellales, Chlorellaceae. Gene Ontology annotation, molecular function: protein binding. The coding region runs from base 1 to 1167 and encodes 388 amino acids. The record is from RefSeq and is a predicted model, not a curated record. The transcript has 2 exons.
AUGGCGCUGGCCAGGCUGAAAUCGAUGCGGUCAGUGCACCAGCCCGCGGCAGACAGCAGAAGCAUCGCUGCGGGCGCAGCCCCGUCGGAGGCGGCCCGCAUCCUGCUGUCGGCAGACCGCAACCUGCUGUGCGCCAGCGUGGACUGGGAGCGCCACGAGGCAGUCUUCGGCUCUGCAGACCAUGCCUGUUACACAGUCGACCUGCGGCGGCUGAAGAAAGCCCGCACCCUCCUCGGCAAGACGGCUGGCCACCGCGAGUGGGUGGCGGCGGUGUGCCACUUGCCGGGCGGCCGGAUUGCUUCUGGCGGCCUGGAUGCCAGCAUCUGCGUGUGGCCUGCCGCGGGGGCAGCCUGCCAGCGCAUAAAAGGGCAUGCAGGCCCCAUCAGCCAGCUUGAGCCGGUGCCAGCGGCAGGUGCUGCCGCCGCCUUUGUCAGCGCCUCCUAUGACAAGCGCUUGAUCACAUGGUGCUGCCCUGGCGGCAGCGGUGGCAAGGCGCGGCAUCAGCAGGUCUUGGCAGGACACCGAGCCCCCGUCCUGCAGCUCCAGGUGGCUGGCGGCUGCGCGGCAUCUGGCGACCGAGACGGCGCCCUGCUGCGCUGGGAUUUGGCGGCUGGGGCGGCAGUGGGCGGCCCUCUGCAAGCCCAUACUGAGCACUGCACCGCGCUAGCGUGGUGGCAUGUCGGCUCUAGCGGGGGUAGCGCAGAUGAAAUCAGCAGCCGCGGGAACUUGCUGCUGAGCGGGGGGCAGGACGGCUGCGUGAGGCUGUGGGACUUCCGGGCUGGGCGGCAGGUGGCACAGCAGGCCGCGCAUGCCGGGCCAGCCGGCAAGGGUGCUGUGGGCAGCAUGUCAGCAGGGCCGCCCAGCGCUCCCAACCUUGUGGUGACGGCAGGCGCCGACCGUGCCGUGCGGGGGCUGGAGGCAAGGCGCAACCUGGAGCCGGUGUGGAGCCAGGAGCUGCCCGACUUCCCCUACUCCCAGGCUCGCAGCACCAGCGCGGUGCUGUUGGGCUGUGGGGACGGCACAGUGGUGGCGCUCGAAGCCGCCGACGGCAGCCGCCGCUUCGCCCUCGCCGCCAGCGCUUCCGCCGUCCGCACCCUGCAUGCGGGGCCGACUUGUUUUGUGGCGGGCUGCGAUGAUGGCAGCGCCAUGGUGUAUUCAUUGACCUGA